Molecule: messenger RNA, 6049 nt
Organism: Trichophyton rubrum CBS 118892
Lineage: Eukaryota; Fungi; Ascomycota; Eurotiomycetes; Onygenales; Arthrodermataceae
Exons: 6
Coding region: 2677-5562 (961 amino acids)
Biological process (GO): transmembrane transport
Cellular component (GO): membrane
Molecular function (GO): ABC-type transporter activity; ATP binding; ATP hydrolysis activity
Source: RefSeq, a predicted model, not a curated record
GGGGGUCGUUGUAGCGGAUCCACUGCUCACCCUCCUAAGUUGAUCUCUGUUCUUGAUAUAUGAUCUUCUAUUUUUAAUAUCGAGAGUUAGCUCAAGGUCAAAGUCAAUACGAAGGAUACAGGGUCGCCUUCCAAGAAUGGCGAGGUUAAACGGCACAGAACUGUACCAUUCCGUACCAGAUGCUCAAAAUAGUGCAUAGCUCCAAUCGCGAGCACAUCGUGACGGGCAGUCUCGGCAUGAUUCCAGAUGGCAGUGUCGAAGCUCAGCUGCAAAAGGAAAAAAUUUUCAGCCUUGACAGUUCCGUUGAAAGUGCAGAUAAACUGUCUUCGACAUUCCUCUUUGUUUUCCGUUUUGAUUCUGCAAUUCAAUAAACCCUCCCCAUACCCUCCUUCCCUACACCCGGUGUCUGUGACUAGUACCUCAGUUCUCCGUCGAGGAUCUGACUUAGAUCUGUAACAGGGCAGCCCACUCCACUGACCUAAAGGGAAAAGAAAAAAAGCUGCCCCAGUCAAUGUUGUCUUAGUUCGUGCGAGGUUUAGAAUAUAUUCUCCGAGAUCUUUCUCUUCUACCUCUUCUGCUCAUAUCUGAGCAAUUCCUGGUUUUCUGGUAUAAGCAUCCGGGCAUCAUGGCCUCGAACGACAUCUGUGCCUCGGUGCAAGACCGGACAUUUGGUCCAUGGGCUCAGCAAUGCCGUGGAGCAUUCGAUUUCACUCUCCUCUUUGAGGAGAGCGUCCUCACAUUGGUACCGUUAUGCAUUAUGAUCCUGUUUGCCCCGUUCCGAAUUGCAUAUCUUUUCAGAAAAAAGCGAAAAGUCGAGGACACCCCAUUGGUUCAUAUGAAAAUUGUAAGUGCUUUUCAUAUUGCCAUCUUGCUGUGAGCUGGGUAUUUCAAUUUGGACGGUAUACUGACGGAUGAUCGACUGCUAUAGACGUCUCUCGCAGCAUAUUGCGGAUUGCAGCUUUUGCUUGUAAUUCUUUGGACCCGUCCCGAUGUCACUAGAACUCAGCUCUCAAUAGCAGUCAAUGUCUUGACGCUCGUUGGUUCCAUUCUAUUCAUCCUCCUCUCGUACGCGGAACACUUAUACACAACGACCCCGUCUUUGAUGCUCAAUGUAUUCAUGUUCUUCACACUCCUUUUCGACGUUGCGCGAGCAAGGACUCUAUGGCUGAGAGACGCUAAUGGAACCGGCCAAAUCAUUGCCUGGGGCUUCACGGCCACGGUUGCUUUGAAAUUUGUCAUCUUACUCCUGGAAGUUACAGAGAAGCGAUUUAUGCUCAAGGCUGAGUACAAAUCCUACCCUCCAGAAGCUACUGCUGGUAUCUUCAACCGAAGUUUCUUCGUCUGGCUGAACGCUCUUUUCUGGGACGGAUUCUCCAAGCUUCUCUUCGUAGAAGAUCUAUACGAGCUAGACAAGCAUCUGCUCUCAGAGCGCAUUCAUCAGCGCAUGAACGACGCAUGGGAGAAAGGUACGCUUUAGCACCUUGCAAUUUGCCCCUGGGGUAUCUGGUUUUGCUAACAUUCGCUUUUCGUAGUCAAAUCCAAGACGCCAAACUCGUUGCUUAUGGUGACUUUCAAGACGCUCAAAUGGCCAAUCUUGUCCAUUGCCUUCCCACGUCUCUGCUUGAUCGGCUUCCUGUUCGCUCAGCCGUUCCUGUUGAACAAGGCGAUUCUGCUUGCCUCCGAGCCGAUUACCGACGACACAACGAACCAAGGAUACGGACUUAUUUUCGCUUAUGUCAUAGUAUACGUCGGUCUGGCUGUAAGUAUUCACAUUAACCGUCUCCUUUGCCAUGUACCAUUGCAUUUGGAAUCUUCGCUAAACUGUGGUUCCAGGUUGCCAUGGGUCAAUACCAGCAUUUGACUUACCGAGCCAUUACCAUGGUUCGCGGUGGGUUGAUCUCCAUGCUCUACCGGAAGGCAACGGACAUCAACAUCCAGGACGUCGACCCAGCCUCUUCCAUGACCCUCAUGAGUGCUGAUAUUGAACGUAUCGUCCAAGGAUGGCAAACGAUGCAUGAGCUUUGGGCUGCUGCCGCGGAAGUGGGUAUCGCCAUCUUCCUGCUCCAGAAGCAGCUCGGAGUCGCCUGUGUUGUUCCAAUCGCCGUGUCAAUUCGUACGUAUUUGCUUUGACAGGCUUCCCCGAUGAGGCUCCUAUUCCCUGACCCGAUACCCCUGAGUGGAGUUCAGUUCCAACGUGCUAACAUUUUGACGCUAUAGUUUCACUCUUCGGCUCGGUGAUUGCAAUGAACUUCGUCAUGGCUCACCAGGCUUCCUGGUUAGAGGCCAUCGAGAGGCGUAUCUCUGCGACCAGCGUGAUGCUGAGUUCGAUGAAGGGGGUGAAGAUGUGCGGUUUGAAAGAAGUUCUCCUUACAAAUCUUCACAAUCUGAGACUUGAAGAGUUGAACAUUUCCAAGAAGUUCCGUAAGCUUCUGAUCUGGAAUAUGGGCUUCGGUAAGCAGUCCCGUUCGAGAUGGAUUAUCGCUCUGUGGCUGGUGGGCUGGCUAACGACGAAUCACUGUAGCAUUUGUGUCUCAAAUCUUUGGUCCGAUCAUCACUUUUGCCGUGUUUGCUGCUAUCAACAAGAAUGGAGGCGGCAACGCCAUUCUAGACAUCAGCCGUGUCUUCACCUCCCUGUCUCUCUUUGCGCUGCUGUCGGAGCCGCUGCAGUCCUUGAUUAUGUCCCUGGUGACAUUCCUGGGUUCCGUCGGGUGCUUCACCCGUAUCCAGGAGUUCCUUGACAAGCCAUCCCGGGUCGACUCCAGACGCCAGCCAGAGCAGCGAAUUACCAACCUCUUCAAUCUUAGCCAGCAGACCCUUGCUCUCUCUGAUAAAGAUGCCUCCAAGAACGGCGAGAAGGUCAACCGCAGCUCCGCCAGCCCAACCAUCAAGUCAACAAAGUCUGGCGCUUCCUUCCCGCUCAAGGGAUUGACCCAUUCCAACCCAGAAGUGGACGCUGUUGCUAUCCGCGAUGGCUGCUUUGCAUGGGAGAACGAGAAGGGCGCCGUCCUCAAGUCCAUCAACAUCAACAUCCCUCGCUCCAAGACUACUGUCAUCGUCGGUCCCGUUGGCUGCGGUAAGUCGACUCUGCUCAAGGCCAUCCUUGGUGAAGUCGUCUGUCUCGCCGGCGUGGUUGAGGUUGCCUCCAUGAACAUUGCCUUCUGCGACCAGACCGCCUGGCACAUGAACGAGUCGAUCAAGGACAGCAUUGUCUCUGUCCUGGACCUCGAUGAGAAAUGGUAUGCCACUGUUGUCCGCGCCUGUGGUCUGGCCCAGGAUCUUCGCCAGCUCCCUCGCGGUGACCAGACCAUUGUGGGCAGCAAGGGUAUCGCCCUCAGUGGUGGCCAGAGCCAGCGUAUCGCCCUCGCCCGUGCCAUCUAUGCUCAAAAGGACGUCCUUAUCCUCGACGAUGUUCUCAGUGGAAUCGAUGCUGCAACUGAAAACCACAUCUUCCACAGCCUUCUUGGAGAAGAGGGACUGCUUCGUCGACUCGGGACUACCGUCAUCAUCACCUCGUCUUCGCCCAAGCGUAUUCCUUAUGCCGACCAUAUCAUUGCUCUCAGCUCUGACGGCCGUAUUGACGAGCAAGGUAAAUUCGAGGAGCUCAACGUAUCCGGCGGAUAUGUCUCGAGCUUCAACCUUCCCUCGCCCGACUGGCUGUUCAAGCCUGAACCAGAACGACCCCUCCCUGCUCCGGCUGUUGUCGAUGAGACUCCCCAGACGUCUGACGAGCUCGAGGCUGCGGCUAACCGACGAAUGGGCGACAUGGCCAUCUACCUGUACUAUGCCCGGUCCAUUGGCUGGCCAACCACCAUCGUCUUCAUGUUCUUCAUCAGCGCUUUCGUCUUCUGCAUUUCCUUCCCUACUAUCUGGUUGAAAUGGUGGGCUGCAUCCAACAUCGAAGCUCCAUAUGAAAAGCUCGGCUACUACUUGGGUAUCUAUGUCAUGCUCGGUGUUCUUGCCAUCAUCUCUCUCAUACUCGGAUCAUGGCAAAUGAUUAUCACCAUGGUUCCAAAAUCCGGCGAGGCCUUCCAUUUUACUCUGCUCAAGACUGUCCUGUCUGCUCCUCUGUCCUUUUUCUCGACUACUGACCAAGGUGUGACCAUGAACCGAUUCUCCCAGGAUCUCCAGCUCAUCGAUAUGGAACUUCCUGUGGCUGCACUCAACACCUUUGCAACCUUCGUUCUGUGUUUUGCUCAGAUGGUGAUCAUUGGCGUUGCUUCCGUGUAUGCUGCUAUCGCUUUCCCACUUAUCAUCGGUACGCUGUACAUGAUCCAGAAGUACUACCUUCGUACAUCUCGCCAGCUCCGAUUCAUGGACCUCGAGGCCAAGGCACCGCUAUACUCUCAAUUCACCGAGUGUCUCAACGGUCUGGCCACCAUCCGUGCCUUUGGAUGGCAGGAAGCCCUUGAGAAGAAGAACCGCAAGCUGCUCGACCGUUCCCAGAAGCCAUUCUACCUCCUUUUCUCCGUCCAGCGAUGGCUGACGUUGGUCCUCGAUAUGGUUGUUGCCGGUAUUGCCGUGCUGUUGAUAGUCCUGGUCAUCAAACUCCGAGGCACUAUUAGCGGUGGAUAUGCCGGUGUUGCUCUGCUUAAUGUUAUCCAGUUCAGUCAGUCGAUAAAGCUGCUCAUCACCUUCUGGACCACUCUCGAGACGCACAUUGGAGCCAUUGCUCGCAUCAAGGUGUUCAACGAGACUGCCCAACCUGAGGAUAAGGAGGGCGAAAACACUCAGCCACCAGACAACUGGCCUGCUCAGGGAGGCAUCGAGUUCAAGUCUGUCUCCGCUGAGUACCGGCCGGGCGAACCCAUCUUAAAGAAUGUGACCCUUACCGUCGCCCCGGGAGAGAAAUUGGGCAUCUGUGGACGAACUGGAAGUGGAAAGAGUUCUCUCAUCCUAACGAUAUUCCGCAUGCUCGAACUGAGCGGCGGCAGUAUCUCGAUCGACGGCAUUGAUCUCAGCACUUUGCCUCGCUCCGAGAUCCGGUCCCGUAUCACUGGUGUAUCCCAGGACGCCCUCAUCCUAAAGGGUUCACUGCGCCUCAAUGUCGAUCCAACUGGCGUUCUCAGUGACGACGCAAUGAUCUCAGCCCUGAAGAGCGUCCAGCUAUGGAACAUUGUAAACGAGAAGGGCGGCCUUGAUGUUGACAUUGACGAGUUCCAUCUCUCGCAUGGCCAGAAGCAACUUCUCUGCCUUGCCCGAGCGAUCCUUCGACCCAGCACAAUACUUAUUCUCGACGAAGCCACAAGCAACGUCGACAACAAGACCGACGAGAUCAUGCAGCGAGUCAUUCGAGAGAAGCUGUCGUCUCGCACCAUCAUUGCAGUCGCCCACAAGCUGGACACCAUCCUCGACUUUGACCGGGUUGCCCUACUGGACGGCGGCGAGCUGCUCGAGUAUGACGACCCGUAUACCCUGCUGUCUACCGACUCGUCUUUCAGCCGCCUGUACGCCAGCACCAUGGCUGAGACGCCCGAGGACGUGGAAGUCAUCAGUGUCUCGGACGAAAUGAUCAGCACACCGGGUACUGGACGCAACAGUACGCCGGGACGCAGCAGCACAUAAUUGCCCUUCUUCUCCUUCUCCUAAUCUUCUGUUCUCUUCUCUUUUCUUCCUUUCUUUUUCACCAUCAUUUUGACGUUCAUUUCAUUAAAAUAUCUUCCUUGGGUAUAUAUGCAUAGAUCGCCAUGGCCCUGAUCUAAGUAGCAAGGAGCUACUUUCUACUGCUUGUCAGCUUUUACAUACUUUGUUCACUUCUCUUCUGCUUGACCUGGCGUUCGGCGGGUAUAAUUGGUUGGCUGGCUAUCAUAUUCAUUCUUCUUUUGUUCAUUUCUACAUAUCCACUUCCUCGAGCCUUUACUCUCCUACAGAGGCAAUUUUGUUUAUUGUCUAAUAUAUUGGCAUAUACUUCGUCUCUACAUAUACAUAACUCGUUACCUUUUUACUAAUAAAUUGACAUCCCCUUUUUACACCUACCAACUGAUCCUCAUGAUCAUCUCCCAACUCGCUCUGUCUCUCGCUCCAACCAUAAAUAAAACUUCUCGUAAACUCG